This is a messenger RNA of Orycteropus afer afer, 2187 nucleotides long. RefSeq names its product Suv3 like RNA helicase (gene SUPV3L1). The record is from RefSeq and is a predicted model, not a curated record. Gene Ontology annotation, cellular component: mitochondrial degradosome. Lineage: Eukaryota; Metazoa; Chordata; Mammalia; Tubulidentata; Orycteropodidae. Gene Ontology annotation, biological process: RNA catabolic process; mitochondrial RNA 3'-end processing. Gene Ontology annotation, molecular function: hydrolase activity, acting on acid anhydrides; RNA helicase activity; ATP binding.
AUGUCCUUACCCCGGUGUACCCUGUUGUGGGCUCGGCUCCCGGCAGGGCGCCAAGCUGGUCACCGGGCAACCGUCUGCUGUGCACUUCGCACCCACAUCGGACCUUUUGCUGGGGCUCUUGGGCGCGUUCCUGCCGUUGCCUCUGCCUCCUCCUCUGCCUCCGGUGGCUCUAAAGCCCCGAACACGUCCUUGUUCGUGCCGUUAACUGUGAAACCUCAGGGCCCCAGCGCGGAUGGUGAUGUCGGGGCAGAGCUGACCAGACCUCUGGACAAGAAUGAAGUAAAAAAGAUCUUAGACAAGUUUUACAAGAGGAAGGAAAUUCAGAAACUGGGUGCUGAUUAUGGACUUGAUGCUCGUCUCUUCCACCAAGCUUUCAUAAGCUUUCGAAAUUAUAUCAUGCAGUCUCAUUCCCUGGAUGUGGACGUUCACAUUGUUUUGAAUGAUAUUUGUUUCAGUGCAGCUCAUGUGGAUGAUUUAUUUCCAUUUUUCUUGAGACAUGCAAAACAGAUAUUUCCUGUGUUGGAGUGUAAGGAUGAUCUGCGUAAAAUCAGUGACUUAAGAAUACCACCAAACUGGUACCCAGAAGCCAGAGCCAUACGGCGGAAGAUAAUCUUCCAUUCGGGCCCCACAAACAGUGGAAAGACUUAUCAUGCAAUCCAGAAAUACUUGUCAGCAAAAUCUGGAGUGUAUUGUGGUCCUUUAAAAUUGCUAGCACAUGAGAUCUUUGAAAAGACUAAUACUGCUGGGGUGCCAUGUGACUUGGUAACAGGUGAAGAGCGUGUGACAGUAGAGCCAGAUGGGAAACAGGCUGCCCACGUGGCUUGUACUGUUGAAAUGUGCAGUGUUACAACUCCUUAUGAAGUGGCUGUGAUUGAUGAAAUUCAAAUGAUUAAAGAUCCAGCUAGAGGAUGGGCCUGGACCAGAGCACUUCUAGGACUCUGUGCUGGAGAAGUCCAUUUAUGUGGAGAAUCUGCUGCUAUUGACCUGGUCACUGAGCUCAUGUACACGACUGGGGAGGAGGUGGAGGUUCGGAACUAUGACAGGCUCACCCCCAUUUCUAUUCUGGAUCAUGCAUUAGAAUCUUUAGAUAAUCUUCGAUCUGGGGACUGUAUUGUGUGUUUUAGCAAGAAUGAUAUUUAUUCUGUGAGUCGCCAGAUUGAAAUUCGGGGAUUGGAAUCAGCUGUGAUAUAUGGCAGCCUCCCACCUGGGACCAAACUUGCUCAAGCCAAAAAGUUUAAUGAUCCCAAUGAUCCAUGCAAAAUCCUAGUAGCUACCGAUGCAAUUGGCAUGGGACUUAAUUUGAGCAUAAGAAGAAUUAUUUUUUAUUCUCUUAUAAAGCCCAGUAUUAAUGAAAAGGGAGAGAAAGAAAUAGAACCAAUCACCACCUCUCAAGCCCUGCAGAUUGCUGGUCGAGCUGGUAGAUUUGGCUCGAAAUUUAAAGAAGGAGAGGUUACAACAAUGAAUCGUGAAGACCUUAAUUUAUUGAAGGAAAUUUUGACUAGACCUGUGGAACCUAUAAGGGCAGCCGGUCUUCAUCCAACUGCUGAACAGAUUGAAAUGUUUGCUUACCAUCUCCCUGAUACAACACUUUCUAAUCUCAUUUUUGCCAGGCAGUAUAGCAGGAAUGAGCCUCUGACCUUUGCAUGGUUACGGCGAUACAUUAAAUGGCCAUUACUGCCACCUAAAAAUAUUAAAGACCUCAUGGAUCUCGAGGCUGUCCACGAUGUCUUGGAUCUCUACCUGUGGCUAAGCUACCGAUUCAUGGAUAUGUUUCCAGAUGCCAGCCUUAUUCGAGAUCUCCAGAAAGAACUAGAUGGCAUUAUCCAAGAUGGUGUACACAACAUCACCAGAUUGAUUAAAAUUUCUGAGACACAUAAGCUGUUGCAUUUGGAGAGCUUACCAGCCGGGAGCCAAUCCCAUCUGUCAGGAACCUUAAAGAGCCAAGCUAGAAGAAUGCGUGGCACGAAGACUUCAGGGAGCAAAGCUGCUGAGCUACACAGCUCUGAGGCAGGAGAGAAAUCCCUGGCUUCCAGACUGGUGCAGCAGGGACUCCUCACUCCAGACAUGCUGAAACAGCUGGAAAAAGAGUGGUUGACACAGCGAACUGAACAGAGCAAGGAAAGAACAGGAUCUGGGAGUUACUCAAAAGGGACAAGGAGAAAGAAGAAGGAACCUGACUUGGAUUAG